AUGAGAGCAGAGGGUUUGUCCAUGAUCAGAUCUAUCCCCCCAAAGCUACCAGAUCCAUCCAUUCCGAUUGCUUCUUCAUCACAUCUACAUAUCCCUACACCUAAUCAUCAUAUAGCUGCUUCUUCUUUAUUUGAAGCUGCUCAGAUCUUGACCUCUGAGGCCCGUGCCCCUUCUUAUGUGUCUUUCUUCAAAAAGCCCCUUCAUGGUCGUGGCAUUCCAGAUACACAGUCUUCUAAGACUGUUGUAGCAAAGCCAACUAAAAGGGUGAUCUCUCACAAUGGGGAAACGACAAUGGCUUGGACAAGAGAAGAGAUGAUGGAAGCUUUCAAGCCACUAGAAUUUGCUAUCAUUG
Ilex paraguariensis (yerba mate) is the source of this 352-nucleotide messenger RNA. The record is from the annotation of a GenBank genome assembly. Lineage: Eukaryota; Viridiplantae; Streptophyta; Magnoliopsida; Aquifoliales; Aquifoliaceae.